Messenger RNA from Funneliformis mosseae, 1968 nucleotides. Lineage: Eukaryota; Fungi; Glomeromycota; Glomeromycetes; Glomerales; Glomeraceae. The record is from the annotation of a GenBank genome assembly.
AUGGCUCCUUUCUUACCGACGGAUUGUUUAUCUCAAAUAUUUCGAAAUCUAGAAACAGAUCAAAAAUCGUUAUAUUCAUGUAUAUUAGUGAACCGGUUAUGGUGCGCGACCUCGAUUGAAUUUCUCUGGAGUAGACCAUUUCGUUUCUUAUACACAUGUCCAAAUCCUUGUUCGUGUGAUGAAGUUUCGAGAAUUGAAAGAUCUUCAAAGCUAAUCAAAGUAUUUCUAAGUUGUCUCAACGAAAAAGAAAAGUUGCAAUUAAAGGAAAAUAAAGUUCAUCUACCUUUAUCCGUACAACAAAGUCCUUUAUUCGAUUAUGCUGGAUUCAUACGAUAUUUGGAUUUGGAUGAAUUUUAUACCGCCAUAAGGGAUUGGAUCGAUUUCGCUCACGUCGUCAGUAAGGAGGAAGAGAUUCGAGAAGCGAUGGAGUUGCGAAAAAAAUCAAAAAAAUUAAAUAAGAAAUUAAAAUUAUCAACCGUGGUUAAAUUCUUAAGCAAAUCCAUGGGUUAUCAUAAUAAACGAAAAUCUGAAAGUGAUAAGGAGAGUGUAAAUAGCCUAAGUAGUAGCGGAAGCAGUGUAGGAGGAAAUAACCCACCACCCAGUCCAAUCGUCCCUCAUCCACGUGAAAGGUUAAUUACGGAAUCUUUAUGUGGUUUAUUAAUGAGGAGAAGUGUGACUUUGAAACAAUUAUCUAUCGAUAAAACUCAUUCAACAAGAUCAAAGUUUGAACCUAGGUGUUUGACCUUGCCACCAUGGAUGGAUAGAUUUCGUAAUCAUCGUUUCAUACCCGAUGAAUACCUUUCAUUGGCAACUUACCCAGGCGCCAUUAAUUGUUUAUCACAUUUAAACGAAUUCAUCUUUACCACGCGACAAUCCAAGACGAAGAUAUUCGACUCUCUUUGCUUAACUUCUCACAAUUUGCAUACAAUCGUGGUUACGAUGGACUUUCACUCUAAUGGAUGGUGUGGAACUCGUUCACGCCGAGAAGUUAUGGAACUUGAGGAUGAAGCGAAAAGUUUGGCAAAUUUGAUCAAGGCGCAGCAAUCCUUACAAAAUUUCGAAUUACAUCAAUGUGAAGUUGGGUCUGCGGUCAUCAUCCAAUCAUUACAAACUCAAUCAAAUUCUUUACAAUCGAUAUGUUUCGAUGAAGUUAGUUUUUGGGGAUGGGACCCGUUAACUUCAUUAGAAGAAUGUCUUAAAUUACAAAAGUUGGUAUUUCGACAUUGUCAUGGUCUUACUACUGAAUUAUUGGAACCUUUGAUAACUACAAAGUUCGACAACCUUUUGACAUUACUAAUGGAUGCCUCAUCAGCUCCUGCGCAUAUCCUUGACGCGAUUAUUAAGAAUUCAGGACAUCGUAUUCAAACGUUGAACUUGGGAUUGUUUAAACCACAUCCGACCGUGCACCUUAUUGAAACGGUGGCAACGUAUUGUCCAAAUUUAACAACUUUCAGUUCUUACGUCGAUAUCGAUGAGAUCAAUCAUUUGGUCGCGUUGUUUACACUUUGUACAAAACUUUCUUCCGUCACGUUAACCGGACCGCGUAAUUCAGAAAUCAAUGUUGAUAAAAUGUUUCUUCAAUUCGCCCGACAAGAUUUAUCAAAUCUGAAGGAACUUAAUAUAUUAGGGCCUUGGUCGUUUACACCCGAAGCACUUGAUAAAUUCUUGACGUGCUCCAAAGCUCCUAUACGUACUUUGCGUAUUGAUAAUUGUCGUUGCUUCACCGAUAGUCAUUUGGAUGUCAUCAUUCAUAGUUUGAAAAACACCUUAGAAGCACUACGAUUGCACAUAAGAAAUCGAUUAAACGAAGAAUCAAUUAUUCGUGCAAAAGAAUUUGUUGAUUUGGAAAUUGAAAAAUUUGAAUUUGUCCAUAGGGUAAGCAAUAAUAAUGAUAAUAACAAUCGUGGCGGUAGUUUUAAGCCCAAAUUUUGUAAAAAAUUUUUGAUGGAAAGAAGAUUGAAAAGAUGA